AUGGGUCAAAAAGAAAUAAACGUAUUCUAUUCUUGGUCAAAUUUGAUUUCUGUCCCAAAUGUUUUGAACCUUCACGUUGCCAGAUAUUUCAACACAGUUGAUAAUCAAUGGAAUGAUGACACCACGAUGAAUUUCAAGAACAUUCCUGUAUUCUUUGCACUGAUGUCUGUCAUCCAAAAACUCCAUGUAGCUAUUCGUUUGUCAAACGGUAUCAAUAAAUCAAAUAUAGAGAGAGAGAGAGAGAUGAAAAAGAAAGGAGAGAAGGAGAAAAAGAAGAAAGAAGCAAAUAAACUAAAAAAGGAAGAGAAAUUAAAAAAACAAAGAGAAAUAGAUGAUAGUCAAGAUUGGAGGACAAGGAAUGUUCAACUAGAGAAAAGUGAUGAAAUAAAAGAAGAAGAGCAGGAUAUAGAUAAUAAUAAAGGAAAUAGAGGAAAUGGAAGAGGAAAGAAAGGUGACAAAUCAAAGAGAAAAGGAAGUUAUACAGUUCCAAUGAGUCGUCAAACAAUAGAUAGUAUAUACAAUGUAAUAGAAGGAUCAUUAUUGGAUUUUGGAACAAGUGAUUACUUUGCAAUUGAUGGAGAUUCACUUUUAAUCUAUUUGUACAGUGUUUUGAUCAAUAGUAGUGACUCCUCAGAAGACUCAUCCUCCUCUGAUCAAAACAUUACACCACCAAGAAUAUUUGAAAAUAGAUUAUUGGAUCUCGAAAGAUGUCAAUCAUUGGUACUUUUCCAUUACUUUGAAUGGUUUUUAGAUCAUCUACUUCAUAGAGGUGUACGAUUUAGAGUAUUUUUUAUACUCAAAUUGGAUGGAUUCUAUCUAGACCAAACAUUAUUAUACAUUCGUAAUCUAUGUAUUGAAUACUAUUCAAAACAUUUUAAGCAAUAUCAAACUGAUGAUGAACACUUGAAAUCACAAUUUCCAAAUAGAGGAACUAUAGAUUUUGAUUUUAUUCCAACUAUAAGACAAAAACAUCUUGAACCUUAUUUUAAUCUUUAUAAUUUUUCAUGUUGUAUGAUUUAUUAUCCAAAUAAUAAAAUGGAAAUAGGAUUUAUUGAAACAUUGGUUGAUUUUGGUAUUUUGGCUGGAUUAAGAUUAAAUUAUGGACUAUUUUUUGGACAAUUUUUAAAUUUAAAUCAAUUAACAUUUAAAGGAAAUAAUGUUGUUGGAAAUAUCUUGACACCAAGAUUUGCAAGAACUACAGCACUUGAUAUAAAGAAAUUUAAACCAUUUAAACAAGUUAGACAACAAAUUCAAGAUUUAUUACAAUUAAAUCAUCCAUUUUUAAAAUCACCAAGAUCGAUUUUAUCAAUAUUGGCAUUCAAGAAUCAUUUGGCAGAUAUUAGUCUUGACGCCAAUGUAAUUAAAUAUUAUUGUAUUUAUCUUGGAUGUAUGGAUAUUUUACCAAUUGAAUUACGUAAAUCCUAUUUCCCACCAUUAGAUUAUUUCAACCAAACAACAACAACAACAACAACAACAACAACAACAACAACAACAACAACAACAAUGGAUGAAAAUGUUUUGAAUGAAACAGUAUCAGAUGAAAAUGUAUUGAACGAAAAAGUAUUGGAUGAUCAAGAAGAAUCUUCUCAAUCUCCUUCCCAAUCUUCUCAAUCUCCUUCUCAACCACCUCAUCCACAACCUCCUCUAACAUUUAAUUAUUUAAAGAAUAUUUUACCAUUUUUACAAGAGAUUGGUAGAUUUGGACAUUUAUAUUUGGAUCAAUUUAAAACUAUUGAAUUGGAUUUGAUAGAUUAUAAAUUAUUUUUCCAAACUAUAAUGAUGAUUGGUCAUUACUUUUCACUAAACCAACAAGAAUUGAUGGUUGAUCCAAGAUUAUUAUUUGGUAAAGAAAUUGUAUCAAGAGCAACCACUUUUUAUCAAUUAAUUCAUGGUGAAGAAUUUAUUAUCAAUGAUCAAGAAGAAGACUCAAAUAUCGAUGUAUUGAUAAUUGAAAGAUUAUCAUUACCAUUAUCAUUUAUAGAUCGUUGUGAAUUGGCAAUGAAAGAGAUUAAAAAGUUGACAAUUGAAAAUGAUAAUAGUCAUAUUGAAAUGUACAAGAUUAAUAGUGAUUUUAUUAAUCAAUUAAUACCAGAUUUAUUAAAUGAUCACAUUCAAAGUGAUUUGGUAUCAAAAGAUAAUAAUAAUAAGGAAAUGGCAGUUAAAACAUUUUAUGAUAAUUAUCAUUGGCAUAAUGGUAAAUCAAUUGACCCAAUGGAUUUUAUCAUUGUCAAUCGUAACAAUAGUUAUGAUAAAUGGAUCACCCAAAGUAAAUUUAAAUCUUUUACAAAUUCUUUAAUCGUAGAUCGAGUAGAGGAAAAAAUGGUAACUGGUGGACAAGGUGAAUAUUUAAUUUGGCAAUUGGAAAAUUUAAUCUUUAUCAUGAAACCAAAAGAGGAUUAUAAAAAAGAUCUAAAUCAAUUUAGAAAUAUUUUGGAAUCUUAUCAACAAGAAAGAGUUAAUCCUCUACCAAAAGAAUCACCAGAAUAUCAAGUAUUAUUUAAAAUGAUUCAAAGUUUUUUUAGAUUUUUAAAUCAUAAAUAUGGUAAUAAUAGUGGUAAUGUCGCAUGUUUACCAUUACCAAUUAGUGAAGAUUAUAUGGAAAUUGGAGGAUUAUUAUAUUUUCUUUCAAAUAGAGUAUUAAAUUGUUGGAAAUGGGCAAAUUUAAUUAGAAUCAUUUUUAAUCAACCAUCAACGUCGAGUCGUGAUCAAAUAGAACCAACCAAUUCUAUAUGUCCAAUAGAAUAUCAAAUGAAAUAUCUUGAUGAUAGAAUCAUUAGAAAUACAAAUUCAAAACAAGAUCCUCGUAUUAAAGAUUUUAAACCAGAUGAUUGGCAAAUUCAAUUAUUAGAUAUAGUUGAUAAAAAACAAUCUGCUUUAAUUUCAGCUCCUACUAGUUCAGGAAAAACAUUUAUAUCAUAUUAUAUAAUUGAAAAAAAUUUAAAAGAAUCUGAUAAUGGAAUUGUAGUUUAUGUUUCACCGACUAAAGCAUUGGUAAAUCAAACCUAUGCAAUGAUUGAGGGAAAAUAUAAAAAACAAUAUCCAAGCGGUUCCUCUAAAAAGACUGUUGGUAUAUUUACAAGAGAUUGGAGAUUAAAUGUACACAAUUGUCAAAUUCUCAUUACAGUUCCUCAAUGUUUGGAGAUUUUAUUAUUAUCUAUACAAAAUAUGGCAUUUAUACAUAAUAUUCGUUAUGUUAUAUUGGAUGAAGUUCAUUUAAUUGGAUCCAGUGGUGGUUAUACAUGGGAAAGAUGUCUCAUUAUGAACCCAGCUCCAUUUUUGGCACUAUCAGCUACCAUUUCAAAUUUACAACCAUUUUAUCAAUGGACUCAACAAUUGGAACCAACCAAAAGAGUAGUUCAUUUAAUUCAUCAACAUCUUCGAUACAAUGAAUUAAAAUCUUUUAUCUAUCAUCAAGAUCAAAUUCAACCAAUUCAUCCUGUUGGUGCUGUGAUUCAAGUUUUUAAACAAUCAAAAAAAACAUUGACCUAUUCAAUCUCUGAAAUUUCAAAAGAUUUACAAUUAAUUGGUCAAGAAUCUGUUGACCUAUUUUAUCAAUUGGGAAACAACAAGGUAGAAUCACCAUAUAUAUUUUUAUCAAAAUUACAACCAGAAGCCUCUAGAAAUCAAUUAUUAUUCAAUUUAAAUAAUCAAAAUAUUUUUGAUUAUCAAAAAUAUUUAUUAUCAAUUUUACCAACAUUACAACCUCUUCAAUUAAAAGGAUUAAAUGAUCAAUAUUCAAUACCAACAACAAUUAAAAAUCCUUCAAGAAAAGAUUUAUUUCAAAAUGUUGGAAAAGUCCUAUUAGAAUUUAAAAAACAAAAUCAAUUACCAAUUAUUAUAUUUUUAUUUGAUAGAAAUGGAUGUGAACAAUUAGCAAAAGUAGCAAUCGAACAAUUAAAAAAAGAAAUUCAAGAAAGAUAUAAAUUAAUUUCUAAACAAUUGGAAAAUGAAACAUUAAAUCAAAUUGAUAGAUAUUAUUUAGAAAUUGAAUUACAAGAGAUAAUAGAAAUGAUGUAUCAAUCAACAACCAAUUUUAGAGGACAAGAAAAUAUUAAAGGAAUGUUUAGUGAUUUUAACAAAAAGGAUAUUUAUCCAAAUGUUGAAAAUAAUUUAAUGUCUAGUGGUUUGAUGGAACCACUUUAUCAAGGUAUUGGUGUUCAUCAUUCUGGCUGUAACAAAAAUUAUCUUAGAAUGGUUGAAGAAAUGUUUAGAUUGAAAAAGAUUCAAAUUGUCAUUGCUACUGGAUCGUUGGCAUUGGGAAUUAAUAUGCCAUGUAAAAGUAUAUGUUUUUAUCAAGAUUCACCUUAUUUGAAUCAAAUGACCUAUAGACAAUGUGCAGGUAGAGCUGGUCGACGUGGAAUGGAAUCAAGAGGAAAUGUAAUCUUUUUACAUGUUGCAACGGAAAAGAUUAAAAGACUAUUGAAUGGAAAAUUACCAGACCUUUUGGGUAAUACAGUCAUUACACCAAGUCUUACACUUGGUCUAUUGGCUCGUUACAAUUUUUCAAAACACAUUUCCAAUCAACCAACCAAACAAACAGAAAUUGAUAUGAUUUCAACCAUGGCUAGGAAAUUGGUUCAACUUCCACUCUCCUUGUCACUGAGACAAUCGGUUGAAACUCAAUUUCAAAUUCAAUUUUCAGUUGAUUAUCUUUAUCGUGAAGGUUUUAUUGAUGGUCUUGGUAAUGCUCUCAAUUUAUCUGGUAUUAUAACUCAUCUUUCUUAUUUGGAACCAGCCAAUUUUCUUAUUGCCACCCUUAUCAAAGAUGGUGUAUUUAAUGAUUUAUCAAUGGUAGAUGAAGGUACUGUCAUUAUUAAUACAUUGGCUCGUGUAUUUUGUGUUGAAACACCAAAAGGUACAACUUCUCCAAAAUUCAGCUCUCUUUAUUUCAAAUCUAUUCCAGAUUCUGUUAUAAAAUCAAUUCAAGAUCAUAAUCAAAGGGCUAUUCCUGCUUUUUUGGCUUAUAUUAAAUUUUUUAGAGAAAAACAUCAAUCUAAAAAAUAUCAAUAUUUAUCAGAUUUUGAAACCAUCCUAGUAGAGGAGGAAAAGGAGGAAAAGGAAAAUUUAGAUUCUAUAAAAUGUUGGAAAAAUCAAACCGAUGGAUUAUUAUCAAAAAAUAAUAGUGUUAGAUAUGGAUUAUCAAGUUUAAAAGGUUUAAAUAAUGAUUGUCAUUCGAUCCAAGAUAUUAGUUUUCAUAUACCAUCGAAAACACUUUUCGAUUUAUCAACCAUUCCCAUUACAACUCGUAUCAACAAGAAAAUCAAUACCUAUAUUAUGGAUUUCUAUCAAAAUGGUGAUUUUAAUAGUUUACUAGCAAAUAGUGGUAUCAUUGCAAGUGAUUUGAUUUCCAAAUUAAAGGAUUUCUCUCUUGUACUUCGUACCAUUGCCAUUGCUCUUGACCAAAUGGAUCCCAAUCAUUCUUGUUCACAAUCUUUUAUGCGUGUAUCUCAAAGAUUUUUGGAUCGUUACACCUAUUGCUUUCCAAAUGAUUUUGAUACUAGUAAAAUAGAAUUAAAAAUUAAAGAAAGAAAAGAAAAAAGACAAUUAAAAGUAAAAGAAAAAGAAAAUGAAAAAGAAAAAGGAAAAGGAAAAGGAAAAGAAAGACAGUUUGGGAAAAAGGAGGUUCAAAAGGAAUUUAAAAAAUUGGAUCUAAAUCCUACCAAUUUUAAUUAUUCAGAUGAAAUCAUUUUAUUUAAUGGUAAUGAUAACAUUGAUAAUGAUAAAAAACCAAUUAAUAAUAAUAAUAAUAAUAUAUCAACAACAACAACAAUGACAACUACUACUAUAAAUACUGGUAAAUCAAGAUUAUAUUGGCCUUGUUUUUCUAUUGAAGAUAAUUAA
Cavenderia fasciculata is the source of this 5841-nucleotide messenger RNA. RefSeq names its product Putative RNA helicase of the SKI2 subfamily. Lineage: Eukaryota; Evosea; Eumycetozoa; Acytosteliales; Cavenderiaceae. The transcript has 8 exons. The record is from RefSeq and is a predicted model, not a curated record. Gene Ontology annotation, molecular function: ATP binding; nucleic acid binding. Gene Ontology annotation, cellular component: cytoplasm. The coding region runs from base 1 to 5841 and encodes 1946 amino acids.